AUGAGAAAAUGGGAACCGGUACUUGAGAAAUCAUAUGGGAUUCGGGAUCUAAUUAUCUACACCGAUUGGGCCAACAGGCAUCUUUCGAAGGGAUCUCUAUCCAGGCCGAUUCGAGAUAUUUCAAAUGAAUUCCGAGAUUAUCGACUAGUUUCUCAACUUAUUAAUGUUAUAGUUCCGAUCAACGAAUACUCGCCUACAUACACAAAGAAAUUGGCUAAAAUCACAUCGAAUCUUGAUGGCCUCGAAACGUGUCUCGACUACUUGAAAAACCUCGGUCUGGACUGCUCGAAACUCACAAAAACCGAUAUCGACAGUGGCAAUUUGGGAGCAGUUCUUCAACUGCUCUUCCUACUUUCCACUUAUAAACAGAAGCUUCGGCAACUGAAAAAGGAUCAGAAGAAGUUGGAACAGCUCCCCGUAGCCGUCAUGCCUCCUGCAGUUUCAAAAUUACCAUCACCUCGUGUCGCCACGACUACAAAUCCAUCCAACCCGAAUUCAAAUUUUCCCCAAAUGUCAACGUCACGUCUUCAGACUCCACAGUCUCGAAUAUCGAAGCCAGAUUCCACCAAGAUUGGAAUCAAACCGAAGACGUCAGGACUCAGACCUCCAUCUGCUACGUCUUCUAACACAAAUAUCAAUUCAUUUCGUCCGUCGAGCCGAUCAAGUGGCAAUAAUAAUGUUGGCUCGACGAUAUCCACAUCUGCCAAAAGCUUAGAUUCAUCCUCUGCAUACAGCUCCAUUUCUAAUUUGAGUCGUCCAACGCCUUCAUCUCAAAUUCAGAAGCCAUCGAGACUUCAGACACAACAAGUUCGAGUGGCAACAACUACGAAGAUCGGAAGUUCCAAGUUGGCGGCUCCAAAAGCAGUCAGUACUCCAAAGUUGGCAUCCGUCAAGACUAUCAAAACGACGACGACAAACACAGAAUCAGAGAAUUCUGGAGGAAUGUUGAAAUUGAAAUUGUUCAGCAGCAAGAACGCAUCAUCCUCAAAUAACAGUCCACAACCUGUUAGGAAAACGGAACAAUCCAGGAUUGUACCUCCAGCUAAAACUGGUCUGAAACCACCAACAAGUUCAACGAGCAAGUUGGGAAGUGCCACGUCAAUUUCAAAACUUUGCACUCCCAAAGUCUCAUAUCGUAAACCCGAUUCCAUCCAUCAACCAGAGUCAAAAAGAUGCUCCAAAAGCAGUGAAGAAGAAUCCGGAUACGCUGGAUUCAACAGUACCUCCCCAGCGUCUUCAUCGACAGAGGGGUCUCUCAGUAUGCACUCCACUUCGUCCAAGAGUUCAACAUCGGACGAAAAGUCUCCAUCAUCAGAUGAUUUGACUCUAAACGCCUCAAUUGUGACAGCUAUCAGACAACCGAUUGCAGCCGCUGUUUCUCCAAAUGUUAUCAACAAACCUGUUGAGGAGAAACCAACACUCGCAGUGAAAGGAGUAAUGAGUUCAACAAAGAAAGAGACAGCUACAGUACCACCUACAGUACCCGAACGGAGUAAUCAGCCAGCAAUCGGAGUUGUCAGUCCAAUUAUGGCUCACAAGAAGAUGACGAAUGAAUCCGCUUCCUCUGAAAAGCCUGAAAGUCCACCCGAAAAACUUCAAUCCAUAUCAAUUGAUAGUGAUCUCCCACCACCCCCAACUCCUCUCAAAUCCUUCGAACGAGUUCCUCCAAAAAUGGCUCCAAUCCGUCAGCCUCCAACCUACGAUCUUCUUCUAAAACAAGGAAAAAUCACAUCUCCUGUCAAGUCGUUCGGAUAUGAGCAAGUCGAGUCGUCGGCGUCUGAAGACUCCAUUAUUGGGCAUGUUCAAGUGACACCACCUGUUCAAAAGUCAACUGGAAAUCAUCAUUCGUUGGAGAGAAGAAUGCAGAAGAAUAAGACGUCUGAAUCCAGUGGUUACACUUCAGAUGCUGGUGUUGCGAUGUGUGCGAAGAUGCGAGAAAAGCUGAAAGAGUACGAUGAUAUGACUCGUCGUGCCCAGAACGGCUAUCCCGACAAUUUCGAAGACAGUUCGUCUCUCUCAUCUGGAAUCUCGGAUAACAACGAACUUGACGACAUCUCGACGGACGAUUUGUCUGGCAUAGACAUGGCCACCGUCGCCUCGAAACACAAUGACUACUCUCAUUUCGUCAGACACACAUCAUCUUCCUCUUCGUCAAGACCACGUGUUCCCAGUCGUCCGUCCACAUCAGUCGAUUCUCGAUCUCGUGUCGAACAAGAGAAUGUCUACAAACUAUUAUCACAAUGUAGAACGAGCCAACGUGGAGCCGCCGCUGCCACGUCAUCAUUCGGACAACAUUCUCUGAAGUCUCCUGGAUAUUCCUCGUAUUAUCCACACCUGACAGUGUCAGCUGAUAAGGAUACAAUGUCGAUGCAUUCACAGACAAGUAGGAGACCAUCGUCACAGAAACCAUCGUAUGCAGGUCAAUUCCAUUCCCUUGACCGUAAAAGUCAUCUCCAAGAAUUCACAUCAGCUGAGCAUAGAAUGGCAGCUUUACUCAGUCCCCGAAGAGUUCCUAACUCUAUGUCAAAAUAUGAUUCAUCAGCUGCAGCAGCCCUCAACGCUUCGGGUAUGUCUCGUUCAAUGAUUCUCCUGGAAUCUCUAUCACCCCGUCCACCACGACGUCAUCAGUCACCUGCUGCUUCAUGCAUCGUCACUGCUUCACCAUCAACACGUCGAUCCCAUUCGCCACGCGCUCCCACCGCCCGUAUUCCACUUUCUCUUGCUUCGCCUGUCCACGUCAAUAACAGUAAUAACAUCAGGGGAUCAUAUUCGGCUCGAUCACGAGGCGGAUCUUCUACUGGAAUUUAUGGAGAACCAUUCCAAUUGCAUCGUUUGUCAGAUGAGAAAUCUCCCGCUCACUCUACUCGUAGUGAAAUGGGAUCUCAACUUUCAUUGGCAAGUACCACAGCCUAUGGAUCUCUGAACGAUAAAUACGAGCAUGCAAUCAGAGAUAUGGCACGAGAUCUCGAAUGUUACAAGAACACAGUAGACUCGUUGACAAAGAAGCAAGAGAAUUACGGUGCAUUGUUCGACCUUUUCGAACAAAAACUUCGAAAACUCACUCAACACAUAGACAGAUCGAAUUUGAAGCCAGAAGAAGCGACAAGAUUCCGACAGGAUAUUGCUCAUUUGAGAGAGAUCAGCAAUCAUUUGGCAACUAGUUCAAUGCAUCCUAAUGAGGGAGCCGGUGAACUUCUCCGUCAACCAUCUCUCGAAUCAGUUGCUUCCCACCGAUCGUCAAUGUCUUCCUCGUCCAAAAGCAGCAAACAAGAGAAAAUCAGUUUGAGCUCAUUCGGAAAAAACAAGAAGAGCUGGGCGCUUACCGUAGAUUCUCAGAUUCGAUCGUCACUCUCAAAGUUCACAAAGAAGAAGAACAAGAAUUAUGAUGAAGGACACAUGCCAUCGAUAUCUGGAUCUCAAGGGACAUUGGAUAAUAUUGAUGUGAUUGAGUUGAGACAAGAGCUGAAAGAGAGGGAUAGUGCAUUGUAUGAAGUGAGAUUGGAUAAUUUGGAUCGAGCACGCGAAGUCGAUGUAUUGAGAGAUACAGUCAAUAAACUAAAGACUGAGAAUAAGCUUCUGAAGAAAGAAGUUGAUAAGUUGACCUCAACGACUCGUGCAUCAUCUCGAGCGUCUAUUCCAUGUGUUCAUGACGACGAACACGUUUAUGACGCAGCAUGCAGUUCCACGUCGGCAAGUCAAUCAUCUAAAAGAUCUUCCGGUUGUAACUCAAUCAAAGUGACUGUCAAUGUGGAUAUCUCUGGAGAAAUCAGUUCGAUUGUGAAUCCAGACAAAGAGAUUAUUGUUGGAUACCUCGCAAUGCCAGCCAAUCAUUCAUCAUGGAAAGAUAUAGAUGACUCGAUUCUGGAUUCAUUCGAGAAAUAUUUGUCAAAAAUUGAUAUGGAUCACCAGUUGGAUUUAUCUGCCAAAGAUGCGAUUCUCGGAUAUCAAAUUGGAGAACUCCGCAGAGUUAUUGGUGAUUCAUCAACCAUUAUCACCAGUCCACCAAUCGAUAUUCUCACUCCGACGACUACAAUUCGAAUGUUCAUGCACGGAGCAGCGCAGAGUCGUGUUGAUUCCCUUGUUCUUGAUAUGCUUCUUCCGAAACAAAUGAUUCUUCAACUCGUGAAAUCGAUUCUCACCGAGAGAAGACUUGUUCUCGCAGGAGCCACUGGAAUCGGAAAGAGUAAACUGGCGAAGACUUUGGCUGCGUAUGUCUCACUUCGAACGAACCAAUCAGAAGAUAAAAUUGUGAAUAUCACGAUUCCGGAGAACAAUAAAGAAGAACUUCUCCAAGUGGAACGACGUCUUGAGAAGAUUCUGAGAAGCAAGGAGACUUGUAUAGUGACUCUUGAUAACAUCCCAAAAAGUAGAAUCGCCUUCGUCGUCUCUGUUUUCGCCAACGUCCCACUCCAGAAUAACGAGGGACCAUUCGUCGUCUGCACAGUGAAUCGCUAUCAAAUCCCAGAACUCAAAACGAUUCCAAACUUCAAAAUGUCAGUGAUGUCGAACCGUUUAGAAGGAUUCAUUCUCCGUUAUUUGAGAAGACGUGCAGUCGAAGAUGAAUAUCGUCUGAGUGUUCAGAUGCCAUCAGAACUCUCCAGAAUCAUCGAAUUCUUCCCAGUUGCACUUCAAGCAGUCAACAAUUUCAUUGAGAAAACGAAUUCAGUCGACGUGACAGUUGGACCAAGAGCAUGUUUGAAUUGUCCAUUGACUGUUGAUGGAUCUCGUGAAUGGUUUAUCCGAUUGUGGAAUGAAAAUUUCAUUCCAUAUAUGGAGAGAGUUGCUAGAGAUGGCAAAAAGACUCUCGGACGCUGCACUUCAUUCGAAGAUCCAACUGACAUCGUCACUGAAAAAUGGCCGUGGUUCGAUGGUCCGAAUCCAGAAGACGUGCUGAAACGUCUCCAACUUCAAGACCUGGCACCUUCACCUGCCAACUCAUCUCGCCAACACUUCAAUCCCCUCGAGUCGUUGAUCCAAUUGCAUGCUACCAAGCAUCAGUCCAUCGACAACUUCUGA
Messenger RNA from Caenorhabditis remanei, 5016 nucleotides. RefSeq lists its product as uncharacterized. NCBI's taxonomy places the organism in Eukaryota, Metazoa, Nematoda, Chromadorea, Rhabditida, Rhabditidae. Gene Ontology annotation, biological process: neurogenesis; nervous system development. The record is from RefSeq and is a predicted model, not a curated record. The transcript is spliced from 24 exons. Bases 1 to 5016 code for a protein of 1671 amino acids. Gene Ontology annotation, molecular function: protein binding.